Megalops cyprinoides (Indo-Pacific tarpon) is the source of this 765-nucleotide messenger RNA. RefSeq names its product LSM5 homolog, U6 small nuclear RNA and mRNA degradation associated (gene lsm5). Gene Ontology annotation, biological process: mRNA splicing, via spliceosome. The record is from RefSeq and is a predicted model, not a curated record. Gene Ontology annotation, molecular function: RNA binding. Gene Ontology annotation, cellular component: Lsm1-7-Pat1 complex; U4/U6 x U5 tri-snRNP complex; U6 snRNP. The transcript has 5 exons. NCBI's taxonomy places the organism in Eukaryota, Metazoa, Chordata, Actinopteri, Elopiformes, Megalopidae. The coding region runs from base 13 to 288 and encodes 91 amino acids.
UCUCUUCCAGACAUGGCGGCAACUCCGGCAACGAACCCUUCACAGUUGCUCCCUUUGGAGCUGGUGGACAAGUGCAUCGGGUCUCGAAUUCACAUCGUCAUGAAAAACGACAAAGAGAUUGUCGGCACUUUGCUGGGAUUCGACGACUUUGUCAACAUGGUGCUGGAGGACGUGACAGAAUUUGAGAUCACACCAGAAGGGAGAAGGAUAACCAAGCUCGAUCAAAUCCUACUCAACGGCAACAACAUCACAAUGCUCAUUCCUGGAGGGGAAGGUCCAGAAGUAUGAGAAAGAAAUGGAAAAUUUUGCAUAACUUCUUGCAUUGUUAAUUUGAGCUCCUCUUCCCUCUUAAGAUAAUCAUUGCUUUGUGUCUUUUUUUUUAUUUUGGAUAAAGUUAUUUUUUGUAACAAAAAAAGGAUCCCGGUGGGAGCUGUUUGGAUUGUUGUGUGAACAGAAAAAAAUGCAGAACUGCUAGAUGGCAAAAUCCUUUUGUUUUCUUUUUGUUAUAAAUAAAUCACGUGAUUAGGUGGCCCCCUUGGGGACUUCAUUUGUAAAUGCCUUCUUUUUCUGUCUCCAUUUUAUUGUUUCAAUUAAAAAUAAGAUAGGAUCAACUACAACAGUGAACAUUUGAAUGCUGGAUACUCCCCCCAUUAGAAUUCAGAGGAUUUACAUGUAUAGUUCCACAGAAAACAUUGAUAGGGUGUAUGACAUGGGUGCAGUUUUGUAAACUGUACAUUGUUAACUCUGCAUUAUAAACACCUUUAC